Molecule: messenger RNA, 1005 nt
Organism: Clonostachys rhizophaga
Lineage: Eukaryota; Fungi; Ascomycota; Sordariomycetes; Hypocreales; Bionectriaceae
Source: the annotation of a GenBank genome assembly
AUGGAUUACGCUAGCCACAACCCCUACGGUGAUCGUCCACGAAGCUAUGAUGGUUACGAGAAUUACAUGCCUCCGUCUAGGCCGCCACCAGGCGCUAUGAUGAAUGCCCCUACAGGAGUAAAUCACAGCGGCUGGGCACCUCCUCAAUACCAAAGCCAGCAUCUCAACCCGUGGCAGCAAGGACAAUCACAAGCACCUCAGAGGCCGCAGUCAAUGUCUUCAUACUCCAACAAUCCGAACCAGAACCAAUAUCAACACCGCCCGCCCAGUAACCAGCAGGGAUAUGGUCAUCCUCCUCCUCCUCCGGGCCCACCACCCAGCACUGCCGGACAAUACCAGUCGAUCCCGUUCCACCGCCCACAAAUAGGCUUUACGGCCCUCCCACACAGGUUUCACAUCUGGAACUUCAUGAAGGGCAGCACGAGCUACCUCCAAGUCGGCGCCGAGCUCUUUGGCCCUGUCGCAUACUCGUGCAAGCUUCGCGGAUCCGCCAAGCUGGAGGUCACGGCCGGCUCAGCCGAGCAGCCCGUCAUCGCCUCUGCCAAUUCGAAGAGCACUUUCAGCUCGAAAAGCUGGUUGAUGUUUGAGAACCACAAGGUCCUCCUUAUUCCAGAAAACAACUACAAGACUUACUAUCUCGAUGUCCCCGUCCCCGGCAAUCGAUUGGAGAAGUGUGAAUGGCGGAAGAUGGGCUCAUCGGGGCUACUAGGGAAGCUUCUCGGAGCCGGAAGCGGUGCAGCUCCCCAGCCCAGAGGUUGGGAGCUGGUGACUGCCGGCGCACCCGCGGGAACCGCGGCUGCCGAACCGCUAGUCAGGAUGGUUUAUCAGGGAGGGUCGAUGAUGGAGAAGAACUCACACCUCUACACGUUUGAGUGGCAGGGGCGAGCGCUGAGGGGCGGUAUGGGUGAUGUCUUCACGGCGGUUGUUAUCGUAAGCGCCCUGCAGAUCAUGCAUACAGAGUACAUCACUAAGAUUGCGAAGAGCGUGGGUGCAGCAGCAGGAUGA